AUACAUGGUACACUAUAUAAACAUAUCACAUCUCUUCUAAUCAAAAAACAGAAUUCAAGAUGUAUGUUACAAGGCAUCUCUCGGAAUACCAGAGAAACUCGUCGGACUUGACACGAUCAUUGCCGGAAGGUCCAAACUCCGGAGUACUUGUGAUUCAAGACGAAGACUCAAAGCCCACUUGUUGCUUUGGAACUUGCUACGAUGGUGAACUCAAAGGAUUACCAUUCCCACAAAACGCAAAGCUGACUGUGACUUACAGAACCGGAACUGGUAACGACAGGCGCAGUUACCAUGACCCGGUCCUGUUCAUUCCGGUUCUUGAUCAGCCUUAUUAUUCGAACCGUUAUUAUGUCAUUAAACGACGUGGGAAGCAAUCAGGAGGAGCUUCAGCGAGUGCAAAAGAAGAAGACAGAGUCCCCUGCUGCUUUUGCUUCAGCUAUGUUCCUGAAGUUAAACCACAAGAAGCAGAUCCUUAUGACAUUUAUCAGCAAUUCCAGAUCCAUCAAAAACAAUCAUCAUCUCGCUAUUACACUGCCACUUCUGUUGCUCCUGAUGGGAUACCACCAGAGUUCCUUAAGAGAAAGUAUUGGACUGUUGGGUAUUCGAAUUCCCAAGACUUUGGUUUGAUAGAUGAUGCAAAAGGGAUCAACACUAAGCUUCGUUCCGAGCUUCCCAACGAUGUGAAUACAAGUGUUGUGGUAGGGAAAUGGUAUGUUCCUUUCAUAUUUGUAAAAGAAAGAGAAGCAAAAGAUCAGAUUAAGAUCUCAGCUUAUUACAGCAUGACGCUUAAACAAAGAUGGGAAGAGGUUUACUCAUGCGAAAACGUUAAUAACAACGAAAAAGGAGGAGAGGUUGUACUUGAUGUUGACGUAGAAACAGAAGUGGUGAAGCUUGAGGGACAAGAAACUAUUUCUAGAAAGGCAAGUACUGGUGGAUUUGUUUGGUUUAGUGUUUUAAGGGAUGAGAGACAAGACCAGAAGAUAGGUCUUGGGUCUGUGGUCGUGGAGAGGAUGAAAUGGGAAGAGGGAAGGUUUGGGUGGUUAAACAAAGGCGAAAGAUCUAACAUUAAGAGAUCAGAGGGAUUCGAAGGUAGUUCAACGCAUUGGAAGAGUUAUCGAUGUUAUGUAUUGAUAGAGAGCUACGAAUUGAAGAGAAUGGAUGGGAGUUUGGUGUUGACAUAUGAGUUUAGGCAUGUUGAUAAGUUAAAGAGCAAGUGGGAUUGAGUUUCAUUUAUCUUUGUUCAGUUUCUGUGUGUCAUCUUUUGGUUCAAUAAUUAAUUUGGUGGAUAAGUUUUAUGCAAGUUCAUGU
Molecule: messenger RNA, 1308 nt
Organism: Arabidopsis lyrata subsp. lyrata
Lineage: Eukaryota; Viridiplantae; Streptophyta; Magnoliopsida; Brassicales; Brassicaceae
Exons: 2
Coding region: 60-1223 (387 amino acids)
Source: RefSeq, a predicted model, not a curated record